This is a messenger RNA of Drosophila takahashii, 1230 nucleotides long. RefSeq names its product Odorant receptor 35a (gene Or35a). Gene Ontology annotation, biological process: detection of chemical stimulus involved in sensory perception of smell; sensory perception of smell. Gene Ontology annotation, cellular component: plasma membrane. Gene Ontology annotation, molecular function: odorant binding; olfactory receptor activity. The record is from RefSeq and is a predicted model, not a curated record. NCBI's taxonomy places the organism in Eukaryota, Metazoa, Arthropoda, Insecta, Diptera, Drosophilidae.
AUGGUUCGCUACGUGCCCCGUUUUGCUGAUGGUCAGAAAGUGAAGUUGGCCUGGCCCUUGGCUGUGUUUCGCCUGAAUCACAUAUUCUGGCCCUUGGAUCCGAGCACUGGAAAGUGGGGUCGAUAUCUGGACAAGGUUAUGGCUGUUCUGGGCUGCCUGAUCUUUAUGCAGCACAACGAUGCGGAACUAAGAUAUCUGCGUAUCGAAGCUAGAAAUGGGAACUUGGACGACUUCCUCACCGGCAUGCCAACCUAUUUGAUCUUGGUGGAAGCUCAAUUCCGAAGUGCUCAUAUCCUCCUGCACUUCGAGAGCCUUCAGAAGUUUCUUCAAGUAUUCUACGCCAAUAUCUAUAUUGAUCCGCGAAAGGAGCCCGAAAUGUUUCGCAAAGUCGAUGGACAAAUGCUGAUAAAUAGAUUGGUUUCCGCCAUGUAUGGAGCAGUUAUUUCUCUUUACCUCAUCGCUCCUGUAUUUUCGAUCAUUAACCAAAGUAAGGACUUUCUAUACUCCAUGGUCUUUCCCUUUGACUCGGAUCCCUUGCAUUUGUUUGUGCCACUGCUGUUGAGUAAUGUGUGGGUGGGGAUUAUCAUCGACUCCAUGAUGUUUGGGGAGACUAGUUUGCUGUGUGAAUUAAUUGUUCAUCUCAAUGGUAGUUAUCUGUUGCUCAAACGGGACUUGGAGUUGGCUAUUCAAGAGAUUUUGGCUGCCAGGGAACGUCCUCAUAUGGCCGAACAUCUGAAGAAACUAAUUGUGAAAACUCUUAGAAAAAAUGUGGCCCUAAAUCAUUUUUGCCAGCAGUUGGAGGCCCAGUACACUGUGCGGGUUUUUAUCAUGUUUGCCUUCGCCGCUGGUCUUUUGUGCGCUCUCUCAUUUAAGGCUUAUACGAAUCCCAUGUCAAAUUACAUUUACGCAAUUUGGUUUGGGGCCAAAACAGUUGAACUGCUUUCUUUAGGCCAGCUUGGUUCAAACUUGGCAUUUACUACAGAUUCACUUAGCUCCAUGUAUUACCUAACCCACUGGGAACAAAUCCUACAGUACUCUACAAAUCCGCAGGAAAACCUGCGGUUGCUUAAACUUAUCAAUUUAGCCAUCGAAAUGAAUAGCAAACCCUUUUAUGUGACAGGACUGAAAUAUUUUCGCGUUAGUCUGCAGGCUGGAUUGAAAAUACUGCAGGCAUCCUUCUCGUACUUCACAUUUCUCACCUCGAUGCAGCGUCGACAAAUGAGCAAUUAA